Messenger RNA from Heterobasidion irregulare TC 32-1, 1980 nucleotides. RefSeq lists its product as uncharacterized. The coding region runs from base 1 to 1980 and encodes 659 amino acids. Gene Ontology annotation, cellular component: DASH complex; mitotic spindle. Lineage: Eukaryota; Fungi; Basidiomycota; Agaricomycetes; Russulales; Bondarzewiaceae. The record is from RefSeq and is a predicted model, not a curated record. The transcript has 7 exons. Gene Ontology annotation, biological process: mitotic cell cycle.
AUGGACAGCCUCGAAUCGAUCCUCCUGCCCAGUGGCUCUCGCCUUCUUUCAGAGUCGUCCCUUGACGACCUGGGUUCAUCUUCAUCUCACUUACCGCAAACACCCACAAGGGGAGAAAAGUUGCAAAAUGACCUCUUCGUCCUAAGAAAGCUCAAUGGAACCUUUCGGUCAUACAAUGAAGCUUUGUCGGAAACAGAAUCAGGGACAGAGAGAGUAGCAGUACAGUUGGAGCAGACCAAUGCCCUGCUCGAUAAAUAUGUGGAUAUCCUCGCUGCGUCUGAGAAAAUCACACGACUGAUGUUUGACGAGAGAUGGAGAGGCGGGGAGGCGGAUGAAGCGAUCAUAGAGAACGAAGAACUGCAGAAACGAGAGAAACGACGGCAAGAAGAGGAGCGACAAGCAAUUUUGGCUAGACAAGAACAGGAACGCAAAGAGUUGGCGGAACAGGAACGGCUGAAGGAACAGACAAAGGAGCAAUCGGAUCGACAGAAGAAAGGCAAGUUGGAAUCUAAGAGCACCAGUGGCGUGAGGGGAGUGAGGGGAACGAGGGCAUCCAUUGCUGCGAGAGGCGUCUCAAGGGCGGCGACGCACGUUACUGUGUCAUCCAAUCUCUCCGCCCUCACCUUCGCCAGCCCUGACGAACUUCCUCACUACGCCCUUUCUAAGCCCGUCGGCAGACACGCCCACGUCCCCGUCAAGUCGCUCCGCGGAGUCUUCGACACCCCGCUCAAUGGUGUCUGGGAUGCUGUCGGUCCCCAGAUUCGUGACCUGAUCAAGGCUCGGAAGAUCAAAUGGUCGUCCAUCGACCUUGCUCGCUUCUUCACCCACGCACCGCUGGGAGAGGUGUCGAAGGGGUGUCCCGGUCCCGUCGUCAUAUGGGUCGGCGUCACUCCUGGUUCUACCUCCGCCGGUACCGCCCACGAGGUUUCCCAGGAGAUCCUUGCCCUUCUGCGGAAGAACAGAGUCGACGGUGUUGUUGUGGAAUGGCGCGAGGCGGUCCUGCAGAGGCUCGCAGGUCACCCCCUUAUGUGCCAUGUCGACAGCAGCAAUGCCACUCAUUAUGGCACUCUUACGCUCUGGUUCCACGAGAAAAAAGACAAGGACGGUAACCCCAGCAGCAAGGUGUACGGAGUUAGCAACUGCCACGUCCUGCGCAAGAAAACCACUGUCGAUUACGAGCACAGACUCUAUGCACCCAUGAACCGUGUUCAAGUUUGCGGAAUGCGCCGAUUCCAGCGUGGCCUCGACGAGAUCACGAAGGCCAUUGCUGAUCGCGGCAGUCUCACUGACCUUCGGGCCAGAGAACUUGUCAAACUGCAGGCAAAGGAGAGGCAGGAUACGGAGAACGCGAGAGCGAUCAAGGCAAAGCAAUGCCAAUUGGACGACGAGACCGAAGCUAUUGCCGAUCUGGAGGCCGUCUAUGACGGCAUCAUGAGAUACUGGUCCGACAUCAAAUUUCACCGCAACAUUGGGCACAUUCAAUAUGCUGCAGCCAUCUCGGUCGAUGUCGAAGGUGGCACACUACAUACCUCGGACUGGGAUGCAUUCUUGGCUACUGAGGCGAAGGUCAGGGAUGAGUUCGAGGGCAACGUCGUUGAUCUUGCCACGAAGGAGGACCUCGCCCAGCGCUGCCUUAUGGUCGGCAAAGACGGCAACACUACCGACCUCACCGUGGGACGCUACGCCGGCCUAGUCUCAUUCGCCAAGAACAAAGUCGGCAUCGAGUGCGUCGAACUCGGUGUUUACAACUCGGGCAACAAGACUGCCGAAGUCUUCUCCGCUAAAGGAGACUCAGGCUCCCUCGUCUGGCAUAUAAUGAACGGUAAAGCUCGCAUCGUUGGCCAACUCCACUCUGGACAAAACAAGGGUGGCUCGACAAGCAAUCAUGUUACAUACUGUACUCCUGGCUGGUACCUCCUGGGCCAGAUCAAGAAAAGGGUCAAGUACGCCGAUUUCUACAGCACCACCUGGUCAGCUUGA